AUGGCCCCCCACUCGGACGACGAGGACCACGAACUCGCAGUCUACGGCGAAGCCUCCAGCUCCACAAGACCCCUCCUCAACGACCCCCGCAACCGCUCGCAACCGCCCUCGCAUUACAAGCCCCACCCGAGACGCCUGCUCAGAACCGUCAUCUUCAUAUCAAUACCCUUCCUCCUCGUGUUCAUCUACUCUCUCAUACACCCCCACGUCAGGGGGCUUCCACCGCUACCGAGAAUAUCAAUAACGUCCGGGGGCACAGUCAGUCAGCCCGACUACGAGGACAAGAUCACGCAAGACUGUCUAUGCGGCGCCACCGACGAGGGAGAACGGAUCUGCUCGCUCUAUCAUGAAGAGGGACUGCGGAAUACGAGACUUGUUCAGGGGUCGGGAAGUAGGAUGAGAAGGGUGCUGCAGAAGGCUCGCGAGGGGAAGAAGCUGAAUAUCGGCGUUUUGGGUGGAAGUGUCACUGCGUGCCAUGGUGUCCAUCCAAGUGCCUCCUUUCCCCAAGGAGACCCAGCUGGUCCAGGUUGUUGGACUACAAUCUUCAUCGAAUGGGUCCGAAAGACAUUCCCCGAUGUGCACCACCAUAUCAAGAACGGUGCUAUCGGAGGAAUGGAUUCGAGUUUUUACGCUUUCUGUGGUGCCCAUCAUAUCCCAGAAGACACGGAUCUCGUAAUUCUAGAAUUCGACGUCAACGACCAAAACGAUCCCCUCUACGAAGCAUUCUUCGACCAGCUCCUCCGCGCCCUCUCUGAAUUCCCCAGCGAGCCCGCCAUCCUCGUCCUCGGCGCCUGGUGCCCGCAAGUAGCGCACGACCAAGGCUACGGUGAUCCCCAAAUUGUCCAUUCACCCAUUGCGCUCUACUAUGACGUUCCGUACGUCUCGAUGAAGAGGCUCAUGUUCCAGCAUUAUAUGAGAUACCCUCUGUCGACUGCAAAGGCGUUCUGGCAGCCUGAUAUGGUGCAUCCCAAUGCGCGUGGGCAUCGAGUACUGGCGGACACGCUCAUAUCGUAUCUCGAAUCCGAGCUAUGCAUGCUCACGCGAUACGGCCUCCCCGUCGUCCCCCCCACAGAAGACACCAUCGCAUCCACCAAUCCCUUCACUUCCCUCGUCGACGUGCCCUUUGCGCUCGACACACUCCACCUCGUCGACCCCGUUACCCCGCCCGAAGGCUGGGAAGAGACUUUCGACCUCGCCCCCCUACAGAAACUUCGCGACGAGCGACGUCUCUUCGUCGUGCCUUCUUCCCCUUAUGCCAUCCCCCCCGUGGGCGUCUUCACCCCCCUCCGCGAAGUCGUCGACCCCCACAACCCCGACCCCUCCAGCGGCGCCCACAUCGAAGGUCUCCGCCAACCCCAACUCUUCUGCGCUGAUGCAAACGACAAGAAGAACCCGAUGACGCCGACGGUGGCGGAUGGGUGGGAACCGUUUGUGUGGAAUGGGGAGAAACAUUACUGGGUGGCUGAUAAGCCUGGGGCGAGGAUCAGGGUGGAGAUCAAGGUCAAUGCUGGAAGGGUUGCGGUGUACUAUUUCCGGAGUCAGCAUUACAACCUAGGCGACGCCAAGUGUUGGGUGGAUGAUAAUGAAGAAGGAGGAGUGCUGUUACAUGGGUACUGGACCAGGCAGUACAAUGUCGCCAUUGUGGCAUAUAUCGACGAAAAAGUCACCCCAGGCGACCAUUAG
Molecule: messenger RNA, 1683 nt
Organism: Cryptococcus wingfieldii CBS 7118
Lineage: Eukaryota; Fungi; Basidiomycota; Tremellomycetes; Tremellales; Cryptococcaceae
Exons: 7
Coding region: 1-1683 (560 amino acids)
Source: RefSeq, a predicted model, not a curated record